Molecule: messenger RNA, 4914 nt
Organism: Vespula pensylvanica (western yellowjacket)
Lineage: Eukaryota; Metazoa; Arthropoda; Insecta; Hymenoptera; Vespidae
Product: discoidin domain-containing receptor 2-like
Exons: 15
Coding region: 1410-4220 (936 amino acids)
Biological process (GO): positive regulation of kinase activity; multicellular organism development; cell surface receptor protein tyrosine kinase signaling pathway
Cellular component (GO): signaling receptor complex
Molecular function (GO): protein tyrosine kinase collagen receptor activity; ATP binding; collagen binding
Source: RefSeq, a predicted model, not a curated record
ACGCGCUUCUCAUGCAAACGACACAAGCGAUCCAGCCGGGUAAAUAAGCGAGCGCACCCCCAUCUUCCUUUGGCUCUUAUCCCCACCUCACGGCGUCUUCCAACUUGCUUUUCCGACUACAUCCGGAAACUCUGACAGGUGUCUACUUUCGAAACGAUUCUUGCACGACCGGUUAACUUUCUACCAGACCAUCCCCUCCUCACCCCUAGUUCAGGAUAAAAUUCAUUUUGCAAAGACGCUUACGCCAUUUUGCCACUCCCAGACUUCUCGUCUGUCGUGGAGUACCAAACAGGAGAUAGAAGCUAAGAGAUGGGGAAGUGCGUCGGACGAGUUUUCAAGAGUUUCGUGUACUUUCAACGUGGAAACUUUCCUAAGAUACUUCACUUCUUCGAUAUUAGAAAUGAUUUCAAUUUAUUUUCAUUUCAUUUUUUUUUUUUUUUAUUUCUCUCUUUCUUUCUGUCUCUUGAUAAUCUCGUAACGAGAAACGAAAGAGUAAAUAUCUGAAGAACAUUGGAACAUAAGAAAGAAUCGAAAUGAUUCAACAUAGGAGAUCGUUGUAGUCAUCGGAAGGGUAAGAAGAUGUCGGAGAGUACGACCUCGAACGUACGCGAGGUAAGCAGAAAUGAUUGGCCGCGUAGGCGGCCUCGGCCUCGGCCUCGUUUAGGUGGAGAACGAGGAAGAAGCGAUGCUUGGCUAACGGAGAAGAGGGGUGCAGUAGGAUUUUGCGCAGUGAGUUACCCCGGCCACGAUCGGACCUCUCUUAUCCCCCGCCGUGAGCCACCAACGAACUCAGGUGGGGGAUGAUGUUGCCGCGGAUGCUGGCUCCACGUCGUAGACGGACGAAUCUCGCGUCAGUGCGGAUCAGAAGCGGACACUCGGGAUCGUGGUAUUUCUCGACACUUUCCAGCGCGUUCAAAGUCGCACUUAGAUCUUGAAUCUCUUCUUCUAAGUGAGAUUCUAAUCGACAAAUACAGUGGAAGAAAAUACAAUAGAAAAGAACGAACAAGAGAAGAAGAAAAUAGAAUUUUUGUGGAAGGAGAGAAAUCAUCAUCGAAAAGAAAAGGAAGAGAUCGAGAGUUUCCAACUCUCCAGCUGAGCUGUCGCGUCGAUGCCGCGUAUCUCGUGCUUGGAUAGCGCGGGACCUCGUCUCGUUUCGAGGACGAACAAAUUCCUGAUAACAGUAGUAUCAUCGAACUCGUCUUACUUGAGUCCUGCACCAUGACGAGCUCCUCUCUCGAUGGAUCCAACGUGCUCCACCGUCGACCGACUCCUACGAUUUCGCUGCUCCUGGCAGCCUUGGAUUUCUCGUCCUUGAACGAGUAAUGACGAUGAUAACUCUUCACGUCUACUUAUCAUGCGCUAUAAAAUAUCACGAGGCAAUGCUACAGUAGAAUAUCGAAUCACAUAUCAUGGAGGCAGUAGUUAUUUUCAUAGGAGUCCUUACUGUACUGGUUUUAUGCGUGAACGAACCUGUCAAAGGCAUUCCCGGACAGUGUAUGUUACCUCUCGGCAUGGAAGAGGGAAGGAUCCCCGACGACGCUAUUACUGCGUCUUCAAGUUACGAGAUGAAAUCUGUGGGGCCGCAAAACGCAAGAUUACGGCACGAAAAAAAUGGCGGAGCUUGGUGCCCAAAAGCACAAAUUAGCAGUGCUAUACGAGAAUAUUUGGAAAUCGAUCUUACGAAAGAUCAUCUUAUUACGUGGACUGAAACUCAAGGACGUUUCGGUAACGGUCAAGGUCAAGAAUACGCCGAAGCAUUCUUUCUCGAAUAUUGGCGCGAUUCAAAGUGGCAUCAAUAUAAAAAUCUUAAAAGAGACAAAGUAUUACGAGGAAAUAGCAAUACAUAUUUGGUAGAGAAACAGAAAUUAGACUUACCGUUCGUAGCGAGCAGAGUACGAUUUGUUCCGUACAGCCAACAUCCUCGUACCGUCUGUAUGCGUGUAGAAAUUUAUGGCUGUGUGUGGGAACAACAUAUCGUAAGAUACGUAACACCCGCGGGUGAUUCAUUCGGACCAAACGGAUCCAACGUGGAGGAUUCUUCCUAUGACGGUACAGAGGCUGAUGGUAUUUUAAGAAACGGGCUUGGUCAAUUGAUCGACGGGAUUUUUGCGGACGAAUCCGAAGCGAUGACCUCUUCCAGCGGCACGAAUUGGGUCGGAUGGAGCAAUCGAGAUAGCGUACAAUUGAUCUUCGAGUUUGACGAUAUCCGCGAAUUUGUCAACUGUACCAUGCACGUAGCGAAUUUACCACAACACGAUAUCGAGAUAUUCUCAGAGGUUUCUGCAUGGUUCUCUCUUGAUGGUAUUGAUUAUAAUCCAACGGAAGAGACAUUGCGUACAACGGAUGAUAUAAAAACCGGCACUAGUCUUUCAACGAUCCUGUUACCAACGCGAAUUGGCAAAUUUGUUAAAUUGGAAUUUAAACCCAAAUCGAAAUGGUUACUCCUUAGCGAGAUCACUUUUGAAACAGUUGUAGGUACAAGGAAUUUAUCGAAUGAGUCGACUAAUCAAAUAAUCGACGAUGACGUGAACGACAUCGAAUUGAGCGUAGACCUUGCUGAUAAAACCAACAACGAUUUCAACGAGACGAUUUACGAACAAAAUGAUUCUAACUUAACACCCGACGCCUUUCCAGUUAAUAAUUCUCAAACUUACAUCGGUCUCGUGAGUGGUACAUUGACAGUGAUCGCCUUGCUUCUAACUUGUACGAUAUUUUUAAUGAAACAAAGAGGACGCAACAAAGUGGCUCUGUUGCAAAAACACACGGCUUUGUUGUGUGGUUCCUCAGCACCAGGUAUCACGAUCAACAUGAAGGACGUUAAAUUAGCUACUCCAAUCGUUGUUAAUGGCUUGUCUCAAUCACGAUUAUCAGUCAAAAGCAAAACUCUUACGAAUGACGACGAAAGUAUUCGUGGUACAACCGAGAGACGUAAUUCAGAACGAAUUUACGAACGUUCCAGCGCCUACGAAAGAACCUACAAGGUUUUCUCGGAAGACAAUCAUAUUUAUGAUGGGAGAUCUCAUCAAAGUGAAUUAUUAUCGUCGAUAGAUUAUAAUGCCGAAUACUCUGACUUUAACAGCGAGUGUAACUUUUCAAGUUACAAGUUAGGAAAUCGCGUGGUGUCGACGCCUUUUCCGGUAAAGAAGUCAAAAUCGACACAAUCGGGAAAAAUCAAUCAUAAAGUUUACGAAGGCUAUUAUGCUGCGACCGAUAUUCUCACGAUCAAAAGACGUGAACAAUCUUCCGUAUUCAGUCUCUUUACACCUUUACAUAUUAGAGAUAACACGCACUGUGCCAAUAAUCGAGAUUCUUGCGACAUUCCACGGAUUUCUAGACAUAGAUUAAGAAUCCUUGACAAGCUUGGCGAAGGAAGUUUCGGAUUGGUACAUCUUUGCGAAGCUAAAGGUAUUCAAAAUCCAGAUGUUGGGAGUAUACGAAAUCGACAAGUUGUUAUAGUUCGGUCCCUGUGGCGUGGAGUCGUGGAUUCUCUGAAGAAAGAUUUCACAAACGAUAUGCAUUUUUUGGCAACCAUUCGUGAUGUUAACAUCGCAAGAAUAAUCGCUCUGGUCGAGGAAGAACCUUUCGGUGCUGUGUUUGAAUACGGCGAGCUGGGAGAUCUUCCAAGUUUUUUGGAAGAUCGCCGCAAGUCUGAAAACGAUGCAUCACUAAGCUACGAAUGCUCUUUAAAUUUCAUCAUGCAAAUCGCCUCAGGAAUGAAAUACCUCGAAAACUUGAACAUACCCCAUCGCGAUUUGGCAGCCAGGAAUUGCAUCGUUAAUCAAAAUUUAUCAGUAAAAGUGUCCGAUCAUGCGAUGUAUUGCAACAAAUAUGAUCACGUGUAUUACGUUGAUGGAUGUUAUAAAAAAAUUCCGCUUCGUUGGAUGGCCUGGGAAGCGGUAAUAUUGGGUAAAAAAUCUUGUCGAGCCGAUAUUUGGUCAUAUGCGAUAACGGUCUGGGAGAUCUUAACAGGAUGUAAGGAAAUACCCUACUCAGAUUUGACCUCGGAACAAGUAUUGGAGAAUUACGAUCGUUGGUAUAAUCAUACGGGCUACAAUAGCAGUAGUACCAGUGAAAAGAAUCAACCUCGAGUACUGUCCCAACCUUUGUGCUCCUCCGCCGAUUUAUAUCACAUGAUGCUCAAGUGUUGGAGUAAACAGCCCGAAAACAGACCGACGUUCGAGGAGAUCUACCUCUAUUUAAAGAGACUGGCUUUCGAUUAAAAAAGAACGCUCCAUGAGACUCGCUCUAGGAGCGCGGACCAAAUUAAUUACAAUCAGCCAAGAUGCAUCCUACUUAUUUGCCUCUAUCUUUCUAUUACGAUGAUCGUUCAAUUAUUAUUCCUCCCAUGUGUGAAUUUCACUUACACGUCAUCAUUCACACUUCUCCUUUAACGUAGGAUGCUCUGGCCCUUAACAUAUAAUGCUCAUCUAGGUUUAUCUAAUUCGAUCCUCUAUUAUUAUAAUACUUAUAAAAUUAAGGAUUCGGAUAAACAGAAACUUUUUUAUAAAAAUUAGUGUGAUUGUUCUUCAUUUUAGCAUUUGUGAUUUGAGAACGUCUCACACGCUUUUCAUAUAACUAAUAUCGUAAGAUGAUAGUUUAAUAAUGAUAUCCAGUUCUCGCGCAUUAUUAAUAACCAUUUUAACUUUUAAAUGCUGCAUGCGUUUAAUUGAACGGCCUCGCGUAUUUAAAUUCGAAAAUAGAAACUUAAGUUCGGCCGUUAAUAUGACGAACCUGCAUGUGCGCGUGAACUUAAUAUUAAUAUUAACAUAUUUCGAAUCGUUACAUUUUUGCCAAUUCCAUUGAACAUAUUAUUAAAAUAUAGUAUAUACGAAAGUAUAUAGCGAAAGUAAUGCUAUAAAGAAAUGGGAAAACUAUCUAAUAUAUAUACAUAUACAUAUAUAUAUUAGAUAGAAA